Messenger RNA from Mandrillus leucophaeus (drill), 1039 nucleotides. It is a transcript of the gene BMF, whose product is annotated as Bcl2 modifying factor. Gene Ontology annotation, biological process: positive regulation of apoptotic process; negative regulation of autophagy; apoptotic process. NCBI's taxonomy places the organism in Eukaryota, Metazoa, Chordata, Mammalia, Primates, Cercopithecidae. Gene Ontology annotation, cellular component: myosin complex. The record is from RefSeq and is a predicted model, not a curated record.
CAAGGGAAGGUUCGUACAUUCGUGACCGUCCCUGGCAGCUGCCCAGCCCGGGACUUGGCGCUUCACUCGCCAUUGGCCAGUCCUAGGCGUGACGCGCAGGGGGGCGGGGCCUCAUCAGCUGUUUGCGGGAUGCCCCGAGCGGGCGUAUUUUGGAAACAAUACCGCACCGUGCGGAGUGGCCUCCUCCCGUCCCGGCCCGCGCCCGCUAUCGCCGCCGCCCCUGCCUGCGCCUCCCGCCUCCUGCCGCAGCCCGCUGGGCUUUUUCCCUCCUUCCCAGUCGAGUCUGGGCUAAGCCCCCGAGUGCUCGUCACGCUGGACCCUGGCGCGGAGCCCUGGCAUCACGACUCGGAGGCUGAAACUCUCUCCUGGAGUCACCCAGGAGAGAUGGAGCCAUCUCGGUGUGUGGAGGAGCUGGAGGAUGAUGUGUUCCAGCCGGAGGACGGGGAGCCGGGGGCCCAACCCGGGAGCUCGCUCUCUGCCGAUCUGUUUGCCCAGAGCCUACUUGACUGCCCCCUCAGCCGACUUCAGCUCUUCCCUCUCACCCACUGCUGUGGCCCUGGCCUUCGACCCACCAGCCAGGAAGACAAGGCCACCCAGACCCUCGGCCCAGCCUCCCCCAGCCAAGGUGUCAUGCUGCCUUGUGGGGUAACUGAGGAACCCCAGCGACUCUUUUACGGCAAUGCUGGCUACCGGCUUCCUCUCCCUGCCAGUUUCCCGGCAGUCUUGCCCAUCGGGGAGCAGCCCCCCGAAGGGCAGUGGCAACAUCGAGCAGAGGUACAGAUUGCCCGAAAGCUUCAGUGCAUUGCAGACCAGUUCCACCGGCUCCAUGUGCAGCAACACCAGCAGAACCGAAAUCGCGUGUGGUGGCAGAUCCUCCUCUUCCUGCACAACCUUGCUUUGAAUGGAGAAGAGAACAGGAACGGGGCGGGCCCUAGGUGAGGCUGGGCUGCCCUCUUCACAUGGGGCGCCAGGAACACCGUCAGGAAGGACAUCGGGCAGGACUGACACUGUGUCUUGUGAAGUUGUUUUUUUGUGGUUA